Messenger RNA from Mya arenaria, 4777 nucleotides. RefSeq names its product BRO1 domain-containing protein BROX-like. The transcript is spliced from 10 exons. The record is from RefSeq and is a predicted model, not a curated record. The coding region runs from base 57 to 1325 and encodes 422 amino acids. Lineage: Eukaryota; Metazoa; Mollusca; Bivalvia; Myida; Myidae.
CUACUAAAAUGGUUUUAGUAGAGUUACAUCCCUUCGACUAUUUGUCAACAUAGAAAAUGGCGUACUGGUUUCACAGAAACCCAUUAAAAGCGACGAGCCCAGUUACAUUUGAGUUGGCUGGGGUAUCAACAAAUGAAGCAACAAGAAAAAUAUUUAGUGACUUGCGACUGAACAGAAACAAGCUUUUAGAGCUGUUGACAGACCCGAACCAUGACAAGGCGUCAGUUGAGAAGGUGUCAUGUGACUAUUUCGCUCUGCUGAUUGGUCUUAUUAAGCCAUUCGAAGAGGGAGAGAACAAGCUCAGACGAGCCGUCAAGUUCCGCUGGACACAAACACUUCUAGGAAAUACACCAAUAGAGGAGCAGGAUGUGUUCUUUGAGCUCGCUAACAUGGCCAUCAACCUGGCCCUUUGGUACACCAAACACUCUGCCAAGUUUGCGGCUCAGGAUGAGGUAAACAUGGAGGAAGCGAAGAAUGUCCACAAGUGUCUGAGGACAGCUGGAGGAAUUUUCAACUAUGUCAAAAAUGAACUGGUGCCACAGUUAUCCUCCAUGGACAGUUCAGGGGACACAUCAGCCAUAGAUACAGACUCACGGAUGCUCGACGCAUACAUUAACCAGUGUACUGCCGAAGCUCAGGAGGUGACGUUGGCACGAGCCAUAGAGUUGAAACACUCCCCGGGCCUCAUUGCUGCUCUCGCCAAUGAGACGGGCCAACUAUUCAGGAGGGCUGAUGAUGCACUGGCUAGUCUGGAUGCCAAACUUGUCGGCAAAUGGAGGAAAUAUUUUCAACUGAAGUCAGAUUUCUACAUUGCACACGCCCACUGCUAUAAUGCCGAAAGCCUACUGGCCCAGGACAAGUGUGGGGAGGCUAUUCGGGGUCUGCAGGAGGGUAUCUCCAGCUAUGACAAGUCUGCCGUCAUAUGCAAGGAUUACUCCAGCACCAAGGGACCUGGCACACAGGCAAAACCACUCAACCACAUCUUCUUCAGGCGUCUUGGACCAGUGAUGAAGAGAACUCUCGACAAAUGUGAAAGAGAAAAUGGACUCAUAUACCACCAGAAGGUAGCGUAUGACCCUCCGAUUCUUGAGCUGAAGGCCACAUAUGGCCUUGUAAGCCCCGAGGACUACAAACCUCCAGAGCUGAGUCCCCUGUGGUCCUUGGAGGUGUAUAAGAAGAUGGAUGCAAAGAUGGCUCCCAAACCGGGACCUCAGCUACCAGGUGAAAAAGAAGAGAAACCCAAAGACCUACCACCUGUGAAGGAAAAAGAGUUUCCAAUGUCAGACAAGGACCCCAAGAACAGCAGUGGCUGUGUACUGUCUUGAUCUGACCUUGGGUGAAUAAGGUCAAGGUCAUCUGAUACAGUGGUCAAGGUCACGAAGGUUGAAAGCUAUGUUUUCAACAGUGGACCAAAAAUUGAAAUAUUUGUUGUGAUAAGAUCUGCCCUGUUGCUUACUGGUCAAGUACCUUAAUCUGGCACUUUCUUGUUGCUUACUGGUCAGGUACCUAAAUCUGGCCACUUCUUGAGGUUUUUCUUCAACAUUAUUCUUAAAGUUGAAACAAUUUUAUGAAAAAUCAGCAUGAAUAUGCUUUGGUACUUCACUUACGUUUUCACCCAAGAAAAAAUUAAUCGUUUGAAAGUAAAUUUAUUUUAACGCAAAUGUAGCCAGGUAAAUUAAGGCAUUCUUCCUUUCAAGAUUACCUAAAAAUUGGUUUAUUUUAUGAGAUAGCAAUUUUAAUUAGAAUUUUCAAAUUGGAAAGCAACAAAAAGAGAAUUAGAUACAAACUUAUUGUAAGGGCUACAUGUAUGUAACAGAAUAUUGACAAACUGUUUCCAUGCCACAAACCCAACUUUGUGUACGCAUUGAGGAAGUCAUUUCCCCUUGUGAAAACUUUGACAACAUGUAAACAAAGUCUCAUUUAUGGUGAAUAGAUAUUGUUAGAGGGGUGAUUGAGUUUAUGUAUACACCUUUUGACACACUCAUUCUGAUGGGUUUAAAUUACUAAUUAAGGCUGCAGAAGAGCUCUAGCCAGGGUUUUAGUACCGGCCAGUUUAGGGUACUUGACCGGUAGAGAGAUUUCACAAUUCAGAACAAUGUUGAUUACUCUUUGUUUUUGAUAAUGACUGUUGUGUAAAUACUUGUAUUGUUAUUGAUGUAUUACAAUAUAUAUAUUACAUUAUUUAUUAAUUUCCAGCACAAGUAAUUAACUGUUAGUACAGUUAUGUUAUCAAAUGAUUAUUCAGAUUAUAUAGUCUAUAAUGGAAGAAUGAUUAUAAAAUUAAAUGAUGCAAGUUAAUCAUCAGCCUGGUCAACUGAAACUGUUAUUACACGUGACAUAUCUAAUUAUAGGUAAAAUUGAUUGCUAUAACUAUUUUUUAAAACUGAAACAUAUACUAACAAGUUGUUAUUGGUAAAGCAUCACAUAUGAACACGAACAUGAAACUAUGUAAACUUUGUGUCAUUUUUAAUAACGGGCUUUCGAUAUGUUUUCAACUAACGCAGUUCAAGCUCCAACUUUAUUUAUUGCUGGAAGUAUUUGUUUUAGCAGUAAAUAGCUGUUAGAAAUUGCUUCCAACAAGGAAUUCUGGUGAAAGUUCAAUGUCCUUCAUUUUUUAAAUGGUUUAUUUUAUUUUAAAGUGUUAUACUUUGUUUUUAUUUCAGUUUCAAUGUAACAUUUUAUAUUUCUAUGAGAGAGCUCAGUAGCAUAAAUUUACUUAAAGAUACAUUCUGCCAGAUUGGUUUCCAUGUGGGCUGUCUUUAGUUGGUGUUUGGGAGUUUUUACAUGCCAUACAUGUAUUCAUAUCAUUUAAUAAAACCAACUGAACCUUUUUAAUUGGAUUGCUUUUAGUGUUUCUAUUGUAACAGUGCAUGCAAAUUAUUAUGUAAUGGAAGGGUUUAAGCUAAAGAGUUGGUGGUAGCACCCUUCUGCCCUCAUGGAGACCAGCAUGGGCACUCUUCUGCCCUCAUGCAGACCAGCAUGGGCACCCUUCUGCCCUCAUGCAGACCAGCAUGGGCACCCUUCUGCCUUUAUAUAAAUAAAUGCUUAAGACUGUCUGAGUUCUUUUGUUUUGAUUGAAACUUAUAAUACCAUUAAAACACAUACACACUUAAAGGGGCUAGACACCAGAUGAUAAAAAAAUCGGCAAAUACAGUAUUUCCUCAGAAUUGUCAACAAGACCUUGUAGGAGGCCGAUGAUAAGUCACUUGACUUGGUUAAAAUAAUAAAAGCAACAAUUAUGUUGCUGUCCCAUCUGUUUCCCUAUUUAAAAAGGUGCAUAACAGUUUCCCAGUUUAAUUAUGAGUGCAGAUAAAUAUACCCAAGCUAUUUUUAAAUUACUGGGAUUUAUGUGGUAGACAUGUGUUGUAAAUUCUAAAUUGGAAAAAUGUGCAUUAACUGUGAAAGAUGCAUGUGUCGUAAGGGUUGUGAUACAUCAGUAAGUAAAAUUCAAUGCGUUGUACACAUGAUGUCAAUGUAAUGUAAGUUUUUGACAAUUUCCUUUUUCUCCUGCAAUAGUAUCAUCUGGCAUCUUGUCCCUUUAACAUAAUUGGGAGUUGAAACCUAAUAUUACUUUAAUUAAACACAAUUCCUAAUGUUUUCAUAAUGUUCUAGUUCUUUAUAGCCCCCAAUACAAUGUGCCCUUCUUACCCUCAGUACCCUGCCCCCUUCUCCAGUACCCUGCCCCCUUCUGCAGCACCCUGUCCUUCUUCUGCAGCACCCUGUCCUUCUGUAGCACCCUGUCCUUCUGCAGCACCCUGUCCUUCUUCUGUAGCACCCUGUCCUUCUGUAGCACCCUGUCCUUCUGCAGCACCCUGUCCUUCUUCUGUAGCACCCUGUCCUUCUGCAGCACCCUGUCCUUCUUCUGCAGCACCCUGUCCUUCUGUAGCACCCUGUCCCUCUUCUGCAGCACCCUGCCCCCAUUCUGCAGCACCCUACCCCCCCCCCCCUUCUGCAGCACCCUGCCCCCCCCCUUCUGCAGCACCCUGCCCCCUUCUGCAGCACCCUGUCCCCCUUCUGCAGCACCCUCCCCCCUUCUGUAGUACCCUGUCCCCCUUCUGCAGCACCCUGCCCCCCUUCUGCAGCACCAUGCCCCCUUCUGCAGCACCCUGCCCCCCUUCUGCAGCACCCUGUCCUUUCUAAAACCUAGCUAGUUAUGGUUAAAAGAUAUAUUUGUAUGUAUUUACCAAAAUGAAUUGUUGAAUGUGACUACGCAUAACCAUUUAUGUUGGUAAAUACAUACCGAUUGUAUUUACCUGUUUUAGCCUACAAGAUCAUUAUUUUCUCUACAACUUAGCCAAGCCUCUCUUUAAAUAUACAGUUUCACCGGAUUAAAAUUAAGUAUGGCUGAUUGCUGAUAUAACAAAAUAAAUAUAUGGCAGAUUUGAAAAAUACGGCGAUCCUAUUGGACAAUAUAUAAUUCCGAACACUUAUUAGAUAUAACAAUAUUAUUUUUUUAAUUGUUUCACAGACAAAUUAUUUUCUAUUCUCAUAAAUGUACUGUAAGUAUGAUUCAAUUUCAUCAAGAAUGUAAACCAUUUAAAUGGAGGUUGACAAACAUCAUACUAGUAUCUAGACAAAAACUGCUUACAGACAGCGCAUCAAAAUGUCAAACCGAACUCCCAGACAUGCAAGUAAUAACUUUGUUUAUUUUUUUUGUCACAUUUUCAAGGAUAUUAAAUUUAUUUGCAUCAACAUGUUCUUUGGAUAUGCGUAAAAAUAAAAUGAAAUAUUUCCAUGUACAAUGCUUCAUACCAACAAUAAAUACAUCAAACCAGUU